ACCGCCGACAAAUCUAAAGAAGAAGAAGAAGAAGCAGCAGCAGCUUUGUCGUUGCUUGUGUUUCUGCACAGCACAACACAGAACCGCACGCACAGCAAUAACUAAAGUUCGUCCGAAGACAUGUCUUCCCACCGUCGGCAAAUUACGGAUGGCGAUUUCAGGAAAAAUGCACCUUCAUCAUCGCACUAUGGUAGAAAACGAGGAUCAGAUGGACAACUAAGGUCACAAGGAGACCCACAACCUUCUCUUGGAGCAAAGGGAGAACACAGACACACAGACAACAGAUCUGAGAGUUUCACUACUCCGGAGACGGUUCGACCCUUAUCAAGAUGCAAAGAUUGGGGAAGUGAGGUGGAAGAGAGCGAGAUGAGAAUGAGUGUUAACCGUGAUAUGCAGAGAUACAGAAGGCGAAUUCUCACAGCAGAGUUUUCCUCAAGGGAGAGAAAAAUCUCGUCGGGAAGCUGUGACUCAAGGGAUUCUGCUAGUCCUACAGAAUUGGAAACGGAUGAGAAUGUUCUACUAAGGAGGCAAAAACAAAUAAAUUAUGGAAAGAAUACCCUUGCUUAUGAUCGAUACAUCAAAGAAGUUCCAAAACAUCUCAGGCAGUCAGGAGUCCACCCCCGAACUCCAAACAAAUUCAGGAAGUACAGUCGCCGUUCAUGGGAUCAGCAGAUCAAGAUGUGGAAGGUUAAACUUCACGCCUGGGACCCCCCUGCUCAAGAUGGAGACCUUCAAGCUAUAGACCAAAUUGACCUUGGUGAUGUCAUGGAUAUUGAGUUGGACCCAGAUGGGGAAACUUGCAAAUCUACAGAAGAUGAGAUGGAUUGCUUCUCUGUAACACCAAGAAAAAUGAAGAAAACUGAGGAGCUGCCACAAAUAUAGAAGGCACAGAAUGCGCAAACAAUGUUCUAAGGAUCAGUGGAGUGAAAAGCGGAGUAUUAUUGGCCUGCAAUUUGACACAUUCCAAACAAGGCAGAAACAAGUGUCAUUAUUCUGGUCAUACAAUUUUACUGUUCUAAUCUGGGAAUUGCUACUGUUUUUCUUUUUCAUUCUUUUUUAAGGCUGAUGUUGGUCAAAUGUUUGCUUUUAAAUACUUUGCCAGAUGUAUGAGAAGUUUGUACAUAAACUUAUCUUAUUUAGACUUUGUUUCAAUGACUGUUAAAAAGUAAUAUGUGUAUUUUCUUGUAAUUAGAAAUGGUUUGUUGAAACAUUUUGUAAGUAAUAAAUUUGAAGUAAAUAA
Molecule: messenger RNA, 1240 nt
Organism: Sardina pilchardus (European sardine)
Lineage: Eukaryota; Metazoa; Chordata; Actinopteri; Clupeiformes; Clupeidae
Gene: slbp
Product: stem-loop histone mRNA binding protein
Exons: 8
Coding region: 121-882 (253 amino acids)
Biological process (GO): mRNA transport; mRNA 3'-end processing by stem-loop binding and cleavage
Cellular component (GO): cytoplasm; histone pre-mRNA 3'end processing complex
Molecular function (GO): mRNA binding; histone pre-mRNA stem-loop binding
Source: RefSeq, a predicted model, not a curated record